Branchiostoma belcheri (Belcher's lancelet) is the source of this 2842-nucleotide messenger RNA. RefSeq names its product 2',3'-cyclic-nucleotide 3'-phosphodiesterase-like. Gene Ontology annotation, cellular component: cytoplasm; membrane. The transcript has 5 exons. NCBI's taxonomy places the organism in Eukaryota, Metazoa, Chordata, Leptocardii, Amphioxiformes, Branchiostomatidae. Gene Ontology annotation, molecular function: 2',3'-cyclic-nucleotide 3'-phosphodiesterase activity. Bases 92 to 1732 code for a protein of 546 amino acids. Gene Ontology annotation, biological process: cyclic nucleotide catabolic process. The record is from RefSeq and is a predicted model, not a curated record.
AUAGUGUCAUUAUAAUAUAUUACGUAUCAAAUGCUACAUUUUCUUGUCGUUUUGCUGCGGUCUAGUUUCAACUGUUCGUUAAUCAUCAACCAUGGGGAUCGACUGGGUUUCUCUCUUCUUCUGCUAUUUCUCCGGAAUUCUGCUAUCCAGGGACUUUAUAGUAAUGCCAGGAAGGAAGAAGAAGGCACACGAGGCAAGACUGAGAAGAAAAGGCUUCAUACCUGUCAGACUUAAGGUGAAGAAAAAGAUCGCUGUGCCCAAAGCGACACGAAUGGCGUCGAUUUCCCAGAUGGAGUCGCUAGAAGAGGCGCAGCCGGGAAGUCUGGACGAGUUUCCGUUCCUGUCGGACCCAAAAACGAUGGAGUACAUCGAAGGGUCGCGUACAAUGUUCAUUAUGAGAGGGUUGCCAGGCAGUGGGAAGUCGUCUCUGGCCAAACAGAUUGCGGAUGCUUACGGCAACACGGUAGUCUGCUCUGCUGAUACCUUCCGCUACGUGGACGGGGUCUAUGUCUUCGACAGAACAAAGCUUCAGGAGAGUCAUGAGAAGUGUCGUGAGCUGGCUCGUCUGUCAGCAGACAGCAGCAUCAACGUCCUCAUCAUCGACAACACCAACAUCCGCGUCUGGGAGUUCAAGUACUACCUGGAGAUCGCCAGGCGGAAACAAUACACCGUGGUCCUCGUGGAGCCGCGGACGCCAUGGAAAUGGGACCUCCACGAACUCGCCAGAAAGAACGGCCACGACGUGCCGGAACGGAAGAUCCGGGAGAUGUUGGGACGGUACGAGGUCGCCAUCCCGCUGUACUUCGGUUGGUUCCUGAACGGCGACGACUCGGCGAGGGUUCUGACUGUGGGAGAGCAGGUGCUGAAACAGCUGAGCGAUGUACGAGAGUUUGCAGAGGAGUUCAAGUGCUACAGCGAAUCAGGGACUGGCUCCCUCGACCUGACCAAGUACUUCACUCGAGAGGCGUUCACUGGCAACAAGAACUCCAUCCACUGCACGGCCAUGUUCACCAAGUACGGGAAAGUCCCCGGCUCUGAGGCCUACACCACAUCGGAGAUGGUGGUGAAUUCCUGCGGACAGGUCUUCAGGAUAGAGAUUGUUGGGUUCCUCAUCACCCCGAGGACAUUCGGUGCGAGGGUGCGACUGACUGCGUAUCAGAAAAAACUCUGGGGUCAGGACGAUUAUGAAACAGUGAACCACCAGGGAACACCAGUCCGAGGGAUGAGGUCUCGCAACAUCUCGGGUGAAUCUGAGGGCUGGGAUGGAGGGCUACCUUCCUCCCCAAGCCUGUCCAAUAGGUUUGCUCAGCUGGGUAUUGAGGAAGAGGAGAUAUUUGACGAGGGUGCUGCAGACAAUCUUGCCAACACUGCCACAGAACACGAAUCUGAGGACACUGAACGUGAUUAUAAGUUCUGUCCAACGUGGGGCUUCGGGAGACGAGCCCACAUCACCCUGGGGUGUGCCCCAGGGAUCCCCCCUGUACAGACUGGACUUGACCUUAUAGAGGUCAUUUCAACAGAGGCCAUGACCUCCGACCUCUCAGGUGUAGAGAGCACUCAUGAGAGUGCGGCCUCUGACCUGGAGAGCGUGACCUCUGAACUGUCUCUGAUCUCUGACCCCGGGAGCUUCUCAAUCAAAAAGGGUGAAGCUCGUUGCUAUGGGGAUGGCAGAUGGGUUGUUUACCUGGAUAAGUCCAUUCACGUGGAUGCAAUGUUUUCAGGCUUCUAUUAAGGAGAGGUUUUAUUCUAUACUGUCAAUUAAUUUCAAAGAGUCUGCUCCAAGUUGCAAGAUGUUUAAUCUGAAAACUUAGGGAUAUCCUUUAGAUAAUAUUAAGCAAUCUACAGGAAACUUUAAUGCAGUAAUUAAACACUUCUCUUACAUAAGCAACCCCUCCCCCUUCUAUAUAUGCAGUUUCUUCUUUUAGUGUGUGACUGGCUUUGCUUAUCCUCUUGGCAUUUUUAACUGUUAGUCAGCAACAGUCAAAUAUUCUUCUCUGUGUACUAGUGUACAAUGUACUAAAUGCAGAAUUCAUAUGUAACACCUUAACAAUUCAGGAGAGGGAGGGAGGCAAUACUUGUAACAAGCCAAAGCUGGUAGUAGCAGUAAGAGGCAUAAUUAUAAGGACUCCACUAAUAAAGUUGCUAAGUGAUUGAAAGUUAAUUAUACUAAGAUGCUUUGAGCCAAUGGGAACUAAGGAGUGUGGCAGCUAGGGGUUUUCCACGCAUUUGUAAAUCUACUGUUACCAUGCCAGAUUUGAAAUGUAAAACACGAGAGAAAUUAACCUAGAAAUAUUAUAUAUACUAUAUCUGUAUAUUAAUGUAGAAUGUAGCUGCAGGACAGUUUUGUACUGUGAAUGCAAAAUUUUUUCCAUGAUGUAGAAAAUGAAAUUCAUUUUCUUGGUUCUCAGAUUUUUUUGCAGGAAAAGAAUAAAUAGGGUGGGAAGAAAUAUGAAUCAUAAGGAACAGGCAAUUCCAGUAGCUACAAAAAAGAACAUACCAGAUUGGUUCACAUUUCAAACAAGCAUUGAGAAAAAGAAAAGGAAAAACAAAUAGAAAAAGGGCUCUCUUCAAACUUUUGGUGCCAAAAUAUGAGCAUUUUGGGGUUAACUCAUAGUGUGACCUUUUUUUUUCAGGGAAGUGUUAAAUCUGAGGACCAAGAAUUCUAUAGCCUUAGCAGCCAAUGUACAAAUGUAUAAAGCCAUACAAUGCUUAACAACUAACAGAAAUAACUUUUAAUAUGCUAACAAUACUGACAUUUUUGUGUGUUGAUGAUGAUGAAUUUUGUCCUCUAGAACUUAGUGUAUUGUAGAUUCAUGCCCUUCAAUCAUAAUAUCCUUUCUCU